Rotaria sp. Silwood2 is the source of this 650-nucleotide messenger RNA. Lineage: Eukaryota; Metazoa; Rotifera; Eurotatoria; Philodinida; Philodinidae. The record is from the annotation of a GenBank genome assembly.
AUGGUGUUAUUGCGGAGUCUUCGAUGGUUUUUUUUACUCUUUACAUUUGGACAACUUAAUGAACAAUAUGUAAGAGCAACUUGGCCCUUAUUAAACUGUUCCGCUAUAAAACUAUUGGGCCUUUUUCCUGAUUCAGUGAAUACAUCGGAACGUUCAGAAUUAGUUAUUCAUUCUAGUGCUAUGUUCAAAGCAGCAGUUAUACUUUCUCAACAAUAUAAUAUAACAAUUGACGAACAAUUCAUAGGAUGGGAAGCUGUACAAACUGAUGGUAAAGCAAUAAAUGCUGUGAGUAGUACAUGUCACGCAAUAUCUACAUCUAACAUAGUUGGUAUCGUGGGUCCAGUAUUGUCAAGAGAAAGUCCUAUUAUUGCUAGUUUUGGGGAAAGAGUUGGUAUUCCUGUUAUAUCAUUUGGUGCAACAGAUCCUGAUUUAUCUGAUCGAAAUGCUUAUCCUGUUUUUUAUCGUACAGUUCCUUCAGACUAUGCGGCCGCAUCCGCAAUUGUACAACUAUUUAUUCGAUUUAAUUGGACUUCAUGCACAAUCAUUUAUCAAAGUGAUGCAUAUGGAUCUGGUGGCCUCAAGGUACUGACGCAAGCAUUUAUUGAUAAUGAUGUAAUAGUUGCAACUACGUUAGUAUUUGAUAUAGCAAC